This is a messenger RNA of Serinus canaria (Common canary), 2823 nucleotides long. RefSeq names its product NFE2 like bZIP transcription factor 1 (gene NFE2L1). Gene Ontology annotation, molecular function: DNA-binding transcription factor activity, RNA polymerase II-specific; RNA polymerase II cis-regulatory region sequence-specific DNA binding. Gene Ontology annotation, cellular component: nucleus. The coding region runs from base 386 to 2650 and encodes 754 amino acids. Gene Ontology annotation, biological process: regulation of transcription by RNA polymerase II. The transcript has 7 exons. Lineage: Eukaryota; Metazoa; Chordata; Aves; Passeriformes; Fringillidae. The record is from RefSeq and is a predicted model, not a curated record.
GCCCGGAGCGUUGCCGGUGUUCCAUGGCCAAGCCCGGCCCGGUCCGGCCCGGGGCUGAGCGGGGACAGGGAGCCGGAUUCCUCCGGCCGGCGGGAAGUUGACGCACCGGCCUAAGAAUAGCUCGGGCAGGGGGAGCGCGGACAGUGUUGCCGCCCAAGCUGCUGAUGAAAUCGCAGCCGGGAGCGUUGGAGUCUUUGGACCUUCCCAUGCUCGGGACCUUUGACUCAUAAAAGGCUCCUGCAAAAAGCGUCGGGAGCAGAAGAGGAGAAGAGGAGAGGAGGGAAGGAAGGAAGGAGGAGCUGCUGGAAGGAGCAGGGCCCGUCCCGGAGCGGGGGGAGCUGCGGGCGGACAGAGAAAGUCGCUGCAUGUGGAGUUUUCGGACAAGAUGCUCUCCCUGAAGAAAUACUUCACGGAAGGGCUGAUCCAGUUCACCAUCCUGCUGAGCCUGAUCGGGGUGCGCGUGGACGUGGACAGCUACCUGAGCUCGCAGCUGCCGCCGCUGCGCGAGAUCAUCCUGGGCCCCAGCUCUGCCUACGCCCAGACCCAGUUCCACCACCUGCAGAACACCCUGCACGGCUAUGGCAUCCACCCCAAGAGCGUCGAGCUGGACUCCUACUUCACCGCCCGCCGCCUGCUCAGCCAGGUGAGGGCUCUGGACCGGCUGCAGGUGCCCAGCACCGAGGUCAGCGCCUGGCUGGUGCACAGGGAGCCCGAGGGCGCGCAGCCCCCGCUGCAGGACGGCGGCGGCCGAGGGGACAGCGGGGACAGCGGGGCCGAGCAGGCCUUCGGGGAGGAGCUGGAGGAUCUGGGAGCUGUGGCGGCGCCCGUCAGUGGAGAUCUCACCAAGGAGGACAUCGAUUUGAUUGACAUCCUGUGGAGACAGGAUAUUGAUCUCGGCGCUGGGCGAGAGAUUUUUGACUACAGCCACCGUCAGAAAGAGAGCGAAGUGGACAAAGAGCUGAGCGAUGGGAGGGAGCGCGGGGACAGCUGGAGGAGUGCAGGGAAUGAGGUCUUGGAUAGAAUCCCGCUAGUUGAUGGAGAGACCGGGGAGAGUUUCCCUGCGCAGGUGCCCGGAGCGGAGGAUCAGACAGCCCUGUCCCUGGAGGAGUGCCUUAGGCUGCUGGAGGCCACCUUCCCCUUCGGGGACAAUUCCGAGUUCCCAGCUGCGGAUGUCUCCGCCCUGAGCGAAGCCGUGCCCGGGCAGAGCCGGGCCCCGGGCGGCCCCCCCAGCCUGCUGUCCCCUCUGCUGGCCGAGACCGAGUCGCCCUUUGACCUGGAGCAGCAGUGGCAGGACCUGAUGUCCAUCAUGGAGAUGCAGGCCAUGGAGGUGAACAGCACGAGCGCCGAGAGCCUCUACGGCGGCACCGGCGGGGACCUCCUGGCAUCCAACUACAGCCUGGCCCCCGGCACGCCCAUCAACCAGAACGUCAGCCUGCAUCAGGCCUCGCUGGGCAGCUGCUCCCAGGACUUCUCCCUCUUCAGCUCGGACAUCGAGAGCCCCUCCAUGGCGGGCGGCUCGGCCCUGCUGCAGCUGGCGCCCGACAACUCCACCGGCCUCAACAGCACCUUCGGCUCCACCAACCUGAGCGGGAUCUUCUUCCCGCCCCAGAUGAACGGCACGGCCAACGAGACGGCCGGGCCCGAGCUGCCCGACCCGCUGGGAGGGCUGCUGGACGAGGCCAUGCUGGAUGAGAUCAGCCUGAUGGACUUGGCCAUCGAGGAGGGCUUCAACCCCGUGCAGGCCUCGCAGCUGGAAGAGGAGUUCGAUUCCGACUCAGGUCUUUCCCUGGAUUCCGGCCACAGCCCCGCGUCCCUGAGCAGCUCCGAAGCCUCGUCUUCGUCGUCCUCUUCCUCUUCGUCCUCCUCCUCCUCCUCGUUUUCCGAGGAAGGCGCCGUGGGCUACAGCUCGGACUCGGAGAACGUGGACUUUGAGGAAGCGGAAGGGGCGGUUGGCUACCAGCCAGAGUACAGCAAGUUCUGCCGCAUGAGCUUCCAGGACCCGGCGCAGCUCCAUUACCUGCCUUACCUGGAGCACGUUGGCCACAACCACACCUACAACAUGGCCCCGGGCGCCCUGGACCCCGAGGAGCCCAAAGCGCCCGGCGCCGGCAAGAAGAGCGGCAAGGAGAAACCGUCCGAGCUGCUGGACAAGCAGCUGAGCCGCGACGAGCACCGCGCCAGGGCCAUGAAGAUCCCCUUCACCAACGACAAGAUCAUCAACCUGCCCGUGGAGGAGUUCAACGAGCUCCUGUCCAAGUACCAGCUGAGCGAGGCCCAGCUCAGCCUCAUCCGCGACAUCCGCCGGCGCGGCAAGAACAAGAUGGCCGCCCAGAACUGCCGCAAGAGGAAGCUGGACACCAUCCUCAACCUGGAGCGCGACGUGGAGGAGCUGCAGCGCGACAAGUCCAAACUGCUCAGGGAGAAGGUGGAGUUCCUCAAGUCCAUCCGGCAGAUGAAGCAGAAGGUGCAGAGCCUGUACCAGGAGGUGUUUGGGCGGCUGCGGGACGAGCAGGGCCGGCCCUACUCGCCCAGCCGGUACGCGCUGCAGUACGGCAGCGACGGCAGCGUGCUGCUGAUCCCGCGCGCGCCCGCGCCCGCCGAGCCGCAGCCGCGGCGCCAGGAGCGCAAGCAGAAGGACAGGAGGAAGUGAAGGCGGCGGCGGAAGGGAGAGCUGGGACGAGGGCCGAGCCUGGAAGUGCUUGCGGAGGGAACUUUGAUGCCUUCUUAUCCGAUUCUGUCUUCUGGAGCCGCACGCGGCGCCGGCGGCGCGCCGGGGACUCUGCGGGAGCGGCCGGCCCCGAGGGGGGGACGGAGCCCAGCCCA